Molecule: messenger RNA, 868 nt
Organism: [Torrubiella] hemipterigena
Lineage: Eukaryota; Fungi; Ascomycota; Sordariomycetes; Hypocreales; Clavicipitaceae
Source: the annotation of a GenBank genome assembly
AUGCCGGCUGAAAAUCUCUUACUGGGUAAAACGGCAAUCAUCACGGGAGGGACCACGGGCAUCGGGCGGGCGAUCUGUUUAGGCUAUCUCAAGCAAGGCGCAGAUGUCGUUGUUAACCAUCUUGGGCUUGAGAAAGAUUCCCAUCAUCUUGAAUCUCUAAUCGUUGAAGCUGAGGCUCUCAAGGCAGAAAAGCCCAAUGCUGGACGCCUGUCUCAUCAAGUAGGCGAUGUUCGAAAGCCCGAGACAGCCACGCAGCUCGUUGCGGCGGCGGUCGAGUUCUCCAGUACCAAGCGACUAGAUAUCUGCGUCAGCAAUGCCGGCAUAUGCACAUUUGCAGACUUUCUUACGCUAGAACCGAAUCUAUUCGAAGCGACAGCAAGAACCAACAUGGAUGGCGCCUUUUAUGUCACACAGGCUGCUGCGCGCCAAAUGGCUUUGCAUCAAUCACCACCGGGAGGAGGCAUUAUCGGCGUUUCGUCCAUUUCCGCUCUUGUUGGUGGUGGUCUACAAACACAUUACACACCAACAAAGGCUGGCGUUUUAAGUCUUAUGCAAAGCACGGCCGUAGCGCUUGGAAAAUAUAGCAUCCGUUGCAACUCGUUGCUUCCUGGAACCAUUCGGACACAGCUAAAUGAAGAGGAUCUAGCCGACGAUACCAAACGAACAUACAUGGAGGGAAGAAUACCGCUGGGAAGGACUGGAGUGCCUGAGGAUAUGGCUGGCCCUGCUGUUUUCUUAGCCUGCGACGAACUCAGCGGCUAUGUCACUGGAGCCUCGCUGCUGGUGGACGGUGGACUCUUUGUUAAUUUACAGUAACGGAUCACAUGAGACAGGGACGAAUGAGUAAAAUAUAAUAGUGUAUCUUCAU